Molecule: messenger RNA, 1353 nt
Organism: Triplophysa rosa
Lineage: Eukaryota; Metazoa; Chordata; Actinopteri; Cypriniformes; Nemacheilidae
Gene: cfl1l
Product: cofilin 1 (non-muscle), like
Exons: 4
Coding region: 230-718 (162 amino acids)
Biological process (GO): actin filament severing; actin filament fragmentation; cell motility
Cellular component (GO): cytoplasm; actin cortical patch; actin cytoskeleton
Molecular function (GO): actin filament binding
Source: RefSeq, a predicted model, not a curated record
UCCCUUUGAACUUGUUUUAAGUUCUUGCCACGUGUAUAAAACAAAUAUAUCCUGCGACAACGAGCUACAAUACAGUACAAUCGGCAGGUUAUUAAGAGGGUUUGAACAGGUAAAAGCGAGCUGCAGCGGCAAUUCAAGACUGAGGUGUAGGAGGAGGAGGAGGCUGUUUUCUGCUGCUUCUCUCUCGCGCUUCCUGAUCUUUGCAACAGCGAACUUCUCAUACGCAGACAUGGCCUCAGGUGUAGCCAUCAGUGAUGAGGUGGUUAAAUACUACGAUUUAAUCCGGGUGCGCAAGCAGGGCGAACAGGAGAGAGAGAGGUUUAAACUUGUGAUGAUGCGUAUAAGCGAUGACCAAAAGAGCAUUAUUGUGGACCACGACAACUGCCUGAGGAACAAAGAUGUUGAGAAUGCGGCUGACAUUUUCGAGGCGGUCGUCAGUAAGCUUCCUCCAAAGGAGUGCCGCUACUGCCUGUAUGACUGCCAUUACGCAACCACAGAAAGUGUGAAGGAAGACCUGAUCUUCAUCAUGUGGGCCCCUGAAAGUGCAAACCUGAAGAGUAAAAUGCUCUAUGCGAGCUCAAGAAAUGACCUCAAGAAGAAAAUACCAGGUUUGAAGUUCGAGUGGCAAGUUAAUGAUCCUUCAGACAUACACAAGUCUUGUCUCGUGGAGAAACUUGGUGGCCCACUAGUAAAGUCUUUGGAGGGGAAGGCAAUGUAGAAGAGAUGGGAGCGAUCGGUACAAUGUCCCAGCAUCCCAUGUAACAGUCCACAUUAAAAUUCUUAAAGACCUAUAAAUCAUUAUUGUAUGAUUGUAUACACUUUCUCUGAUUUUUACAUUUCAUUGGGAAAUAUGCCUAUAUGCUGGCAGUUGAAUGUUUCUUUGUUUUAAUGUUUCAAAAGAAACAAAUCUUAAAGACCAGAUGGUCAAAAGGAAAUAUUUUACAUCUUUUAAGGUAUCAAACUUUGUGUUACUGGAUUCAUAUUAUUUCCUAGUCAUUUUUCUAGUAAUUCUAAUAACAGGGAGUGUUUUUUCUUUUAAACUGUUAGCUAAUCCUGCGUUCCAGGAAAUAACUAAUAUUUAUCCAUAUACAUGUAGUAUUGAACAAAUGCCAACAUCUUGUAGUACGCCAACACCAAAAAUCCAGCAUGAAAUUACAAUUCGAUUGUUGUCAUUGCUGAAAAACAAUAUUUUGUGAUUUUUUUUUUUUCAAAUCUGUCUCGAUGUAACUCAAGUUUAUUAACAUACUAGUGUUCAAACUUCAAUUCAUAAGACUAGUAAACAAGCACAUACUAAUUUGUACGUUCAUCCUCCAUGCCUGGUGAAAGGGAUUUUCAUAAACCGUUUUAAUUCUA